Molecule: messenger RNA, 1298 nt
Organism: Vanessa atalanta (red admiral)
Lineage: Eukaryota; Metazoa; Arthropoda; Insecta; Lepidoptera; Nymphalidae
Gene: mRpS29
Product: 28S ribosomal protein S29, mitochondrial
Exons: 8
Coding region: 125-1240 (371 amino acids)
Biological process (GO): apoptotic process
Cellular component (GO): mitochondrial ribosome; mitochondrial small ribosomal subunit
Molecular function (GO): structural constituent of ribosome
Source: RefSeq, a predicted model, not a curated record
UAUGGUUAAAAGUUGUAUUUGACUAUUUGAAUUGUAGGUUAUGAUUCAGAAAUAUUGAUUUAACUCUUUCAAUUGUAUUAUUAACAUAUAAGCUUAAUUUUUAUUGAGCAUCAAGUAAAAAACAAUGUUAUCUCGUAAUUUAAGAUUUUUGUCGCGGCGAUAUUCUCAGGCGGUUACCUUUAGAACAACAGAAACUUCACCUUCUCAACAAAACGAAAAUCAAAUAGGAUUGUUUUAUACAGUGAACAAUGAUGUGUGUAAGCAAUUGUUUGGCCACGGUGGACUUCCAAAAAGCUACAUGAAGCAGACUAAGACUUUCACAGAAACGUCCCUGAUGGUUCGUCUUCCUGCUCUGGAUAUUAUUAACUGUAUUAAAGCAACAGAUUUUGACAAACCAGUUAUUCGGUAUAUGUUAUAUGGUGAGAUAGGUGCUGGCAAGUCACUGACUUUGGCCCACCUACUCCAUUAUGCUUAUGAAGAUGGAUAUCUCAUAGUCCAUGUUCCUUGGGUAUCGGAAUGGCUACGACGUGUGCCACGCCACAAAGAGAUGUCUAAUUCACCAACUCAUGAAGGCCUUGUUGACUUACCUCUUGAUGGUGCAGCAUGGCUACUCCACUUUAAGAUGCAAAACCAAGUUCUGCUAAAGAAGGGUAAUUUAAAAAUUUCGAAAGAUUAUGUAUGGAGCAAACGUGAGAAGACUCCCGAAGGUGCGCCAUUAGCAGAGUUAAUUGAGCACGGGAUUACACGUGUGAAAUACGCCUGUGACGUCAUUGAAGCGCUCAUUAGCGAAAUUAAAAUUUUAUCAAAUAGUAAACAAUGCAAAACAUUUGUAGCUAUAGAUGGUUUUAACACAUUUUUCUAUCCACUCACGAGGCUCAGCACACCAACUAAGAAAAAAGUUACUCCUGAAGAAGUCACUCUAACUAAGUCAUUUAUGGAACUUACGAAAAAUGAUUGGGUAAAUGGUGUUAUCAUUCUUACAGCCGACCAAUUGGGAGUGUCACAAGAUCACCAGGAGAGUCAUUUGCCUAAAUAUCUACUUUACAAAAAGGGAUUUGAACACAUAGAUCCCUUUGUUCCCGUAGAAGUUGGGAGAUACAGUGAACGGGAAUUUAUGAGCUGUGCUAGUUAUUAUAGAGACAGGCUUUGGUUGCGAGGCCCUCCUGAAACAGAAGGUGAACUCAAGCUCGCUAGUGCUUGCAAUCCUUAUAAGUUUAUGGAACUAUGUGCACCUUUAUAAAAAAUAUAUAUUUUAUGUUGUAAAUGUAGGCAUUAGUAUUAAAUAUGUUUGGUUACUA